Plasmodium gallinaceum is the source of this 8082-nucleotide messenger RNA. Its product is annotated as conserved Plasmodium protein, unknown function. The transcript is spliced from 2 exons. The coding region runs from base 1 to 8082 and encodes 2693 amino acids. The record is from RefSeq and is a predicted model, not a curated record. Lineage: Eukaryota; Apicomplexa; Aconoidasida; Haemosporida; Plasmodiidae.
AUGCACAUACAGAAACAUUUUUCGUUAACUCCCACUCAAGAUAAAAAUUUAGAAAAUUUAGUAAAUGAAUUAGCUGAAUCUAAAAAAAAUAUAAGAGAAAUACAAAAAUAUGGAGCAAAAUUAAAAACAAAUGAUAAACCAAUUUAUAAAGAUUUUACACAUUUAAGAGAAAAAUGUGAUAUUCAAACAGUAUCUCAUAAUUUUUUAAAAAAGAAGGAUAAAGAAAGUAAUUUUAAAGAAAACCCAAAUGAAGUUAAUAAAAACACAAGUAUUUUUAUAAAUAAAAAAUUGAGAGAGAAUAAAAACUUAGAUAAUAAACAUAGAAAUGAUAAUAUUUUUUUUAUGAAUAAAGAAGAUAAUCAAGAUAAUUUACUUUCCUAUAACAGUAAAUUAUUUCAAAGAAUAUUUAAAAACAUUACAGAGGAAAAAAUAAAAAACAAAAAUAAAAAAAUAAAAAAUAAAAAUCUUAAUAAUGUUAAAAAAAAUCAUUUAAGUGAGUCUGUUAUUGAAUUGAAAAAAGUUUUAGAUGAUAAUAAGCAAAUAAUUUCAAAUUUAAAAUUUAAAAAUAAAAAUUAUAAUUCUCAAAGUAUCCAUAGCAUUUCAUUUAGUUCCGAAAAUGAAAGUUCCGAAAACUUUAACAAUCAUAAAAAUAAAAAUUUAAAUGUUAUGCAUCCUAAUUUUAAAAAUAGUAAUGAAAUAAAGGAAGAAAUAGAAGAACAAGAAGAAACAGAUGAAAAGAAAGAAAAAAAUGAAGAAGAAGAAGAAGAAGAAGAAAGAAAGGAAGAAGAAUAUAAGGAGGAAAAAAAAGAUGAGAAGAAAGAAAAGAAUGAUAAAGAAGAAAGAAAGGAAGAAGAAUAUAAGGAGGAAAUAAAAGAUGAGAUGAAAGAAAAAAAUGAUAAAGAAGAAAAACAUGAGGUAGAAAAAAAAUAUAGAAAAGAAAACAUACUAGGUAACUUGAAUAAUAAUGUAAAUGAAUACUUAAAUAUAAAUUCCAAAAAGCAUUUUAUGAAUUGUGAACAAAAUAGUAACUAUAAUUCUUAUAUUAAAAAUAAUGAUGAUGAUAAAGAAAAGAAAUAUAAAAUUGAAAAUAUAUCGUAUAAAAAAUUUAAAGAGAAAAAAAUUCAUAAUAAAAAAAAAAAAAUAGUAAAAAAGAAUACGUAUGAAACUAAUAAUAAUACAUUAAAUAAUGAAAACGAUAUAAAUUGUAAUUAUAACAAUAUAAAUAAUAAUAAAUGCUUUUGUAUUGAUAAUUAUAAAAUAGGAUGUGGAAAUUUUUACAUGAGUAAUAAAGAAAGAAUGAGAAAAUUUAAAAAUGAGAGAAAAAAUAAAGAAUAUUCUUAUCAACAUUUUUGUAAAAUAUAUUCUUAUGCUUCCAAAAAAAAUAAGAAUAAUAAAUUCAGUAGUUUGAAAGGAAGAAAAUUAUAUUUUAAAAUGUUUGAUAAUUAUAUAGAUAACUUAAAGAACAACAAUGAUUUUAUUUUUAAAAAUAAGUGCAACUCUCCUAAUCAAAUUUUACUUAAUAAAGAUAUUUUUGAUAAAAAGAGGAAAGAAAAAUAUUAUUCUAAAAAAGUAAGUUAUAUUAAAAAUCCAUUAAAAGAAAAACUUUUAUGUAAAUUAAGUGAGUCUCCUUUCAAUAAAUUUCAAACUUUAGUUUUAAAAAAAAAAAAAAAAAAAAUUAACAUUCAUUUUUCUACUCUAAAAAAAUAUAAAAAAAAAAAUAUAGAAAAACAUAUUAAUAUAUUUAAAAAAUAUUUAUAUAGAAAUAUGGAAAACAUAAGAAGUAGGAUAAGUGAAGAAGGUUUUAAUAAUACAAGAGAAAAUCUCAACAACUAUCAAUCUUAUUUGUGUAUUAAAUGUAGUCGGAACAAUUCAAAGAAUUUUGAUCCUGAAAAAAAUAGUAAAGAUAAGAUUAAAUAUAAUGAUAAUGUAUUAAAGGAAUGCAGAAUUCAUAAUAAUGUUAACAUCAAUUACAUUAAUAAUAAUAAUAAUAAUAAUAAUAAUAUAAUGAAAGAAGAUUUGCAUAAAACAAAUAAAUGUAAGUUUACUACGGUUAAUAGUCAUUUAAAAGAAAUAAUUAAAAAUAACCUAAAAGAAAAAUUAAAUGAAGAUAAAUUUGUCGAACAUAUGAUUAGCAAUGGAGAAAUGGAAAGUGCAUAUUAUGGGAAUGAUAAAAAAUUAACUGUAAAAAGAGAUAAAAAAGAUAAACUGUAUAAGGGAAUAAAAUCAGAUAUAAAUUGCUCUCUGAGGAAUUCAAGUGAAGAAAAAUUAUCUCAUAAUUUAUCAAAUGAUAAUAUGAUAAAUUUAAAUAAUUCUAAAAGUUAUGUUAUGAAUUCGAAUAAAUCAGAUUUAUUAAAUCACAAAAUAUAUAAUUAUGUAAAUAAGUCUAAUUUUAUAAAUAGAAAAUCUUCCAUUGAAAAAUGUGAGAAUAUAAAAAAAAAUACAAUACCAUUAGAUAAUUUCAACUUGAAUAAUUAUGAAGAAAUAAGAAAAAAUAUUAUUGAUGAUUUAUCGAGUAUUUAUUCAUCAUUUGAGACAAAUGAAAAAAGAAAUGAAAUGUUUAAUAGAAAAAAAUAUAAGAAAAAUACUAAAUAUAUACAUAAAGAUAAAAAUAAACUUAAACAUAAUGAUCAAGAAGAUAUACUUCUUAAAAAUGACAGUAACAACAAAUAUAAAAGUAAAAAAAAAAUACUUAUGGAGAUAUUGUCUUUUUAUAAAAGAUACAAGAAUAAACUAAAAAUUUUGUUAUUAGAAGAAUAUCAUUACUUAAAAUGCUUAAGGAUUAAUAUCAAUAAUAAUAUAUAUAAAUUUGAGAAAUAUAAAAAUGACAUAUAUGUUAAUGAGGAAUUUAAAAAGGAUAAAAAUUAUUUUAAAAAAUUUUUGAAUCCAUUAAAUAAUUAUAUCUUAAAAGAUAGUAAAAUGUAUAAUUCAUGUGAAGAAAAUAACUACCCAUAUGUAAAUAAUGGGGAAAAUGGUUUUAAAAAAAAAAAAGAAAAUUUAAUUAAAAUUUAUGCUAAUAAGAUAGAUACUAUGAGUAUCUAUAUUAAAGCCAAGAGAAGAAUAAAGGAAAUUGAAAAAUGUUUAGAAAAAAUUAAAAAAAGUUCCUUAUAUAAAAAAAGUAAUAUUUUUAAAACAAAUAACAAUUUGAAAAAAAACUCAAUAGAGAAUUAUAAUAAAAUAGAUGAAAAAAAUAUGUAUGAGAAAAAUAUCUUAGAUCUUAGAUACAACAAUAUAAAUUAUAUAAAAAAUAAUUCUGAAGUAAAUAAAAAAAAAGAAAAAACGAAUAAUUUUAUAAAUAUUAGAAAUAAGAAAAAAUUUAAAAAUGUUUUAAACAAAGAAGAAAAAAAAAUUUUCACAAAAAAUGAGUGGAAAAAGGUAAAAAAAAAUAAUAAUUUUAAGCAUAGUUAUUUAUAUGAUGUGCCUCUAGGAAAUAUUUACAAAUAUUAUUUUAGAAUAAAACCAUUUAAAUAUAUAUUAUUUUAUAGAAAAAAUUUGAAAAGAAAUAAUAGUUUUAAUUCUAAUAGUUUAAUAAAUAACAUUAUAAAGAAUUAUGCAAUUUCGUUUUUUAAUAAUAAAAAAAAAAUAUUUAUAAAUUGUUAUGAGAAUAGUAACGAUUACAAAAAAAUUUUACUUCCAUUUAAAAAUAAAAAAUAUUAUUUUAACUUAAUAAAUAUAAAAAAAAAUUAUUUUUCUAGACAACUUAAGAAUAUUUCAAAAUUUAUUAAUAAAUCAAAUGAAAAUGUUUAUAAAUUAGAGAAAAAAAGCAGUAGUAAUAGUUUGAAUUUUUUUAAUCAAACAAAUAAAGAAUACAACAAUUUUUACAAUAGUAAUAAUGUUAAAAAUUGCUCUUAUGGUGUUUUAAAGAAUAAUAUAAAUUAUUGUAUUAAUGAAAAUCUUAAUAUUAAUGAUGAUAAUAACACUUCAAUUCAUGAGGAAAAACCUUCUAUUAUUGUAGAAAAUAAUAAUAAUAAUGAGAAAUGUUUUAUUAAUAAAGAAAAUGAUAAUUAUACUACAGAGGUUAAAAGUACAAGUAAUAAAUAUAGCUUUAUUAAUAAUAGUACUAGAGAUAAUAACAAAAUUAAUUUAUAUUCUAAUUUAAAUAACAAAUUAAAUAUAAAAAAUAAUGUAAAGGAAGAGAAAAUGAAAUAUAUAAAAAAUAAAAUAAUUAAUGAUAAAAUGAAUAACUGUUAUUUAAACUCUAAAAAAAAUAAAGAGAACAAAAAGAAAUGCAUAGGUUAUAAUAUUUAUGAUGAUAUUAAUGCUAAAACUAAGAAUGAUAAUGUAAAUAAAAUAAUAUAUCAUUUGGAUAAUUUUAAUUUAUUAAAUAAAAGUUCAAUAUGUGAAAAAUUUUAUGAUGAAUCUUUUAAAGAAAAAAAUAUAAUCAGCAUACAUAAUUCAAUUAAUCCAUUUGAUGCUAAAAAUAAUUUUAAAUUAGAAGAUACAAAUAAUUGUGAGAAAAAUAAUAUUUCUGUAAACUAUGAGCCAGUAUCAAAUAAUAACAUUUUUAAUUCAUACAAAAAAAAUACUUUCAUAUCAUCAAAUAAUGAUGACUUUAUUAUAAAUUCAAUUAAUUGUGACGAAUCUAAUAAUUUUUUUAAAUUUUAUAAUAAAAAUAUUAAGGAAAAAGAAAAAAUUGGUAGCUUAAAUUUACAAGAAUUAGAUAAUCAAAUUAUACAUAAUACAAAUAAAUAUAAAAAGGAUAAUAUAGAAGGAGAAGAAUCUCACUUUAAUAGUUAUGAAAACAAGUAUGAUAAAACUGAAAAUAAGAAUGAAAGUAAAAAUUUUUGUAUACUAAAUAACUCAUAUAAUGAAAAUAUGAAUAUCCCUUAUUAUAAGAAAGAAACUCUUAAGAAAAAUAAUAAAAAGGAGAUGAAUAUAAAUAGCCCUAAAUGUGAGGAACAAAUAAAAGAAAAAAAAAGAGAUGAUGAAAAUAAAAAAAAAUUAUUGAAAAUUUCAACUGAAAAAAUAGAGCAAAAAAAAAAUAUUUCAAAGAGUUAUAUAAAGGAAGUAGAGGUAGAAAAAAAUACGAAUGAGUUUAAGGAAUUAGUUAAGGAACAAUAUAUGAAGAAUAAAGGAGGAAUUAUAUAUGAUAUCAAUAAUGAUAAAAAUAGAAUGUUUGAUAAAAUUUUUAUAAAUAAUUCAAAUAAAAAUUGUACUAUUAAUAAAAUGGUUGAUAAUAUAAAUGAUAAAGAAAUACAAGAAGAAGUUGAUAAAAAUUUUCUUAUUAAUAAUGAUAUUGAUAUAAACAAUAUAAACUUAAAAAAGUAUUUGGAGAAAAAUAAUAUUUUAAAUUAUAAAAAGGGUAACGAUAAUUAUGAUUUAAAUGGAAUUUAUAACAAUAAUUAUAUUGAUUCAACAUUUUUACGAAAAAAUUUAAUUGAUUAUAGUGAAAACACGUGCUUUCCUUUAACUCCUGUGAAUGAUCAAUAUAAAGAAACUAUAUAUAAAAAUAUGGGUUCUGAAAAAAACAAAAAAAGAAAUAUUGCAAAAGAACAAAUAAAUGAUUCAUAUAAAAUUAAUUCUCAUGAUGACAAAAAAAAUAAAGAAAAAGUAUUACUAGAAAAUGAAAGAAUAUAUUAUAACAUAAAUUCUUCUCCUGUUAAUAAUGAAAACAAUAGAUUAGAGUCAUUCGAAACAAUUAAUUUUGAUAAUUAUAGAAAAAAUUUUAAUGAAUUAAAUUUUUUAAAUUUUUCAAAAAAUGAGAAUUACGAUUGCUAUUUUAAUAUGAAUGCAUCAGAUAAUUUAAUUAAUAAAGCAUAUCCAAAUACAUAUAGUAUUUUGAAGGGUAAAGACAAAAAUAAUUUUUUUUUAAAAAAAAAUGAUAUGACAUUUAGUGAACUCAAUAGUUCUACUAAUUCGUUAAAUGAAAAAAAUGAAAAUUAUUUAAUUUCACAAAAAAAUAACAGAUAUAAUUUAAAAAAAUUAAAAUCUGAUAAUAAUGAAAAUAUAAAUAUAAAAUUAUCGAAUUUCUGCAAUAUUUAUGAUAAGAAAAAUUGCAAUUUUUCUGAAAAUGAGUCUUAUAAAAAAUCUCUUAAUUAUAAUGACGAAUUUUCUGAAAAAAAUUGUAAAUAUGAUGAGGAUGAAAUGAUUCAACAAAGUUACAAAGGUAAUUUAAGUUAUAGAAGUUAUAAAAAUUUAAAUAAUAAUUAUUAUGAUACUGAAAAUUUUCUUCAUAACUUUGAUUAUAUGUAUGAAAUGCCUAAUACACAUGAAAAUGAUACUCUCAAUAAUUUAUCUAAUAGCAUUAUUAAUAUAGAAAAAUUAGACAAAAUUAUAGAAAAAUUACAUAAGUUAAAAAUACAUAUAUUGAAUGAUAACAAUUAUAUACAAUGUAUGUAUUGCGAUAAAUAUUUAUUUAAAUUAGAAAAUUAUAGCGGUGAAGAUCUUUUAACAUUUUCAAAAAACCUAAACAUAAGAAAAGAAAAAUAUGCAUGCACCAUUUGUAAGCAUAAAGUAAAAAUGUCAAAUAAAUAUAAAGAUAAUGUAGCUUUAAAUAAUGAUAAUAUAGAAAAAAAAAAUGAAAAAAAACAUACAAAUGAUGAAAUAAAAAAACUUAAUACAAGUGAUAAAAUUAAAUAUUCUGAAAAUAAUUUUCAUUUAGAUAAUUAUAGUUAUUUCACCAAUAAAUUACUUAAUAGAGACAAAUUGAAUUAUGAUUAUAUCAAAAAUAAAAUAUUUAAUCAAAAUAUGCAGAAUAAUAAAAAGGAACAUAAUUUUUUUGAGUAUAAUGAUUUAUUUAUUAAGGAUAACAGUUGUAAUAACAUAGAUAAUAUCUCUGAUUGUCAUUCUGAAGAAAAGGAAUUUUUAUUUUCUAAUCAUUCUUUAUUUGAGAAUGAAAUGAUAAAAAGUUUUGAUGAUUUUACUACAUCUCCAAGUAUACGAAGUAUUGGAAAUAAAUAUUCUAUUAACAAUUAUACUCCUCAUAAAAAUUUUAUUUUUAAUAAUAAAGUUACUUAUAAAAGUUUUGAGAAUAAAAAAAAAAGUGAUACCAUUAAUUAUCAUUAUCCUUAUUCUAAUGAUUGUGUUUUUAAUAAUAAAAAUUAUGAUCAUUAUAUUAAAAAGUUGGAUCAUUUAAAUUUAAAUAAUAGAAUUGAUUUUAAAGAUAAAUCGUUUAGCAACGAUAAUUUUACAUUUAGCAAUAAUUCUAAAUGCAAUUUAAAAAAAAUAAAUAAAAAUUUCUCUCUUAAUUUUAACAUUUUAAACAGAAAAAAGACAGAAAAUGAUUUGUUAAAAUGUAAUGAUAACGAUGACAUACAUUAUAAUAGUAAUUGUAUUAAUAAUACUAAUAAUAGUGAUUAUUAUAAUGAAACCAAUUCUAGUAGAAAUGAUAGUGAUAAACAGAAUUAUAAAAAUUUUAGCAAAAAAUAUAACAUUAACAUUGGAAUAAUAAACAAAAAAAUUUCGAAUAAUGAUACAUUAAUAGAUGAAAUAGAAAAAAACAAAAUAAAAGAAAACAAUCAAAUAAACAUUACAAAUAAAAAGGUUUUAGAACAUGAGCAGAUAUCAAAUGUUUUAAUAAAGAAUAAUUCAUUUAAUAUAUAUGACAAUCAACUAGAUAAAAAAUGUGAAGUAAAUGAAAAAACUAUUAAAAAAAAAAAAGAAAUAAAAAAUGAAAUGGAAGAUAAAAAAAAAGUUGAAUUAGAAGAAGAAACGAAAAUAAUACAUGAAGAAAUUAAAAGAGGAAAUGAAAAAAAAAUUAACAUAAAAAAUAAUUUUCUGAAGAAAUCGUACAACAGUUUUGAUUAUUUUAAAGAUAAAAAAUGUAGUAGUGAUUAUGAGAAAAGGGAGAAAAAAUAUUUAUUAAGCCAAAACAAUAUUAAUCCUUCUGAAAAUAAAGAAAAACCAAAUUUAAAUAUAAAAAAUGAUUUAUUAAAAAAAAUAUUAGAUAGGAAUAAUUCAAUUAAUAAAGAAACAAAUAACUUUUUAAAUAAAAAAAAUACCUUUUUUAAUUCCUUUUUAAUAAAUAAAGACAUAAAUGUAUCAGACAAUUUAAUUGAGACAAAUAAUUGUUUUAAUACAUCUUACUUAAAUAAUCUAAUUUCUCAAAGAGAAAAAAAUUCUAUAUAUAUUGAUUAUAAGAAUUAA